Molecule: messenger RNA, 1353 nt
Organism: Geodia barretti
Lineage: Eukaryota; Metazoa; Porifera; Demospongiae; Tetractinellida; Geodiidae
Source: the annotation of a GenBank genome assembly
AUGCGGUAUACCCCGGAUCAAAUCUGGUUGAAAAUUCUGUCUGAGUUAGGCGACACCAUUCGAGAAGAUGUUUACCUGCGUCAAGCCAAACCAAUGGCUCUCACAGAAAGUGAACUGACAGUUUCAGUUCCGAGUGUGUAUACACACGAGCAAAUUGCAAGCCGUUUUCUUCCUGAUAUCAACGGUCUCCUAGAGAAACAGAUUGGCGCAAACUGUCGGCUCAAAAUCAUUGCUGCACAGCCCGAUGGAAAAAGGCACCCUGAACCUUCGGUCUCAUCUACCCCUGCUACUGAACCUGAUGAUGAUGCCCCCUCGACCGAUACAACCCUUAACCCCGAAUAUACUUUCGAUCGGUUCGUUGUAGGAACAGGCAAUCGUUUGAGUCAUGCGGCAUCACUUGCUGUGUCAGAAAAUCCCGGGAAGAUUUACAACCCGCUUUUCAUCUAUGGCGGUGUGGGAUUGGGUAAGACCCACCUUCUGCACGCAAUCGGCAACCGGAUCCAAGAGGUUCAUUCCAAGCAGAAAGUACUCUAUAUCUCUUCUGAGACCUUUAUGAAUGAAUAUAUUGACUCUAUCAUCACUCGCACAACCGCCUUCGAUUUCCGAAGCAAAUAUCGGACGGUCGAUGUGCUCCUUAUUGAUGAUAUUCAAUUUUUACAACGUAAGGAGGGGACUCAGGAAGAAUUUUUCCAUACUUUUAAUGAACUUCACCAAAAUUCAAACCAUAUUGUGAUGACAAGCGACCGCCCACCGAAAAACCUUGAAACCGUUGAAGAACGCUUACGCUCCCGUUUUGAGUGGGGAAUGGUUGCAGACAUCAGUCCACCACAAUUUGAAACAAGGAUCGCUAUCCUUCGCCAGAAAUGUGAAGACCAAAAUUUGGAAAAUGUUCCCGACUCCGUUUUAAGCUACAUUGCCGAAGCGAUUCAAACAAACAUUCGGGACCUAGAGGGAUCACUCAUUAGGGUUGCCGCAGAAGCAAGUCUUUUUAAUGAGGAAUUGACAGUCGAUUUUGCUCGUAAUGUGUUAAACAACGUCGCCACACCGGCACCCCGAAUUAACUCUAAAGCUAUCACGGCAGAAGAUAUUCAAAAAGUGGUAGCGGGCUAUUUUCGCCUCAAAAUCAGUGACCUCAAAUCCUCUACACGUACAAAAGCAAUUGUUGUUCCCCGACAAAUUGCCAUGUAUCUUUGCCGCCAACUAACCAACCUUUCCCUGAUGGAAAUCGCAGAUGCUUUCGGCAGGCAAGAUCACACGACCAUUUUACACGCUAAUAACCGAAUUGAAGAAAGUAUCCGAGCAGACGCGGAACUGUACCAAACAAUUAACUUUUUAAUCGAAGAUAUUCAAUAA